AUGGAGACUCUGUGGCUUUUAUUCCUGUCGCUGGUCCCGGUGUACAUCAGGGGACAAGGGGUCUAUGCUCCUGCCCAGGCACAGAUCAUUCAUGCUGGGCAGGCAUGUGUUGUAAAGGAAGAUAACAUCAGUGAACGAGUGUACACUAUUCGGGAAGGUGACAUCCUUGUUCUGCAGUGUUUAGUUACAGGGCACCCACGGCCACAGGUGAGGUGGACCAAAACUGCUGGCAGCGCCUCGGACAAAUUCCAGGAGACAUCGGUGUUGAAUGAAACGCUUCUGAUUGAGAAGAUCCAGAGGCUUCAGGGGGGUCGUUAUUACUGUAAAGCAGAGAAUGGGGUUGGGGUCCCUGCCAUCAAGUCCAUUCGAGUAGAUGUGCAGUAUUUGGACAAGCCCGUCCUUACUGUCCAUCAAACUAUCAGUGAUGUCCGUGGGAGUUUUUAUCAUGAGAAGACAGUCUUCCUUCGAUGCACAGUCAGCUCUAAUCCACCUGCUCGCUUCAUCUGGAGAAGGGGUUCUGAGACACUUUCCCACAGUCAGGAUAAUGGAGUGGAUAUCUAUGAACCAUUGUACACAGAGGGAGAAACAAAAGUUCUGAAACUGAAAAAUCUACGACCCCAUGACUAUGCCAGUUAUACAUGUCAGGUAUCUGUGAGAAAUGUGUGUGGCAUCCCUGAUAAGACAGUCACCUUCGAGCUGACCAACACAACAGCUCCACCAGCUCUAAAACUAUCUGUGAAUGAGACUUUAGUGGUAAAUCCAGGGGAUAAUGUUACCAUAUACUGUUCGUUAACAGGCGGGGAUCCUUUGCCUCAGGUAGUCUGGUCUCACUCCCCUGGUCCUCUGCCUCUGAACAGCCUGAUCCAAGGGGGCAAUCUUACCAUCUGGGGCAUUCAAACUGAAGAUUCAGGUUAUUACAACUGUACAGCAAUCAACAAUGUGGGAAAUCCAGCCAAGAAGACAGUGAACCUAUUGGUGCGAUCCAUGAAGAAUGUAACUUUCCAGAUCACCCCUGAUGUCAUCAAAGAGAGUGAAACCAUCCAGCUAGGACAGGACUUGAAGCUCUCAUGUCACGUGGAUGCUGUGCCACAAGAAAAAGUUUUCUACUUCUGGUACAAGAAUGGGAAGCUGGCCAAAUUCUCAGAUCGAGUAGUUGUCAUCAAAAAUGACCCCGAACUUCCCCCUGUGACAAGCAGCCUAGAGAUAAUUGAUCUCCGUUUCACGGACUAUGGUACAUACGUGUGUGUGGCAUCUUUCCAAGGAGCCCCCAUCCCUGACCUUAGUGUUGAGGUCAACAUUUCUUCAGAAACAGUGCCUCCAACCAUCAUGGUGCCCAAGGGUCAAUCCAUCAUUACCGUCCGUGAAGAUUCGAGAGCAGAGUUACAGUGUGAAGUCCGAGGGAAACCCAAACCUCCUAUCAUCUGGUCCAGAGUUGAUAAAGAGGCUCCUAUGCCUUCAGGCACCAUGACAGUGGAAACAAACGAUGGGAAGCUGUAUUUUGAGAAGGUGACUCAAAAAAUGAGUGGGAUUUACAAAUGUCAGACAGCCAGAUACAAUGGCUUCAACAUUAGACCUCGAGAAGCCCUGGUGCAACUCAACGUACAAUUUCUCCCCGUUGUGGAACCAGUCUUCCAAGACAUUCGGCAAGCCAUGGGACGCAGUGUAACCCUUCGAUGCACUAUGUUAAAGGGAAGCCCUAUGAUGGCCACAGCUGUUUGGAGAUUUAAUGGCAGUCUUCUAACAGUGCCUCCAACAGAGCAGCAAGACUACUCAGAAUAUAAAGUGGACACUGUAAGCCGGGAGACUAGUGGCAACUACGAAUGUAGCAUCUCCAAUGAUGUUGGGGUAGCAGUUUGCAAAUUCCAGGUAUCAGCUAAAGCUUAUAGCCCAGAAUUGUACUAUGAUACCCCCAAUCCUACAAGGAAGCAAUAGAACUACUCCUAUGUCUUACAGUGGACACAGAAGGAACCUGAUGCUGUCGAUCCCAUUCUUAGUUACCGCCUAGAUGUCCGCCAGCUGAAUCACAGGGAUUUGCCACCUAAAUCCAUUUCUGUGAGGAAGAUGGAAAAGGGCAUGUUACAGGAAUACCUCCUGACUGACUUGAAGGUGCCUCAAAGCUAUGAACUUCGCUUGACACCUAUAACCCGGUUUGGGAUGGGGGACAUCGUUACUCGCAUCAUCCACUAUAUAGAACCAAUCAGCUACCCUAACCCAGUAGGUAACACCUGCCACUUUGAAGAUGAGAAGAUCUGUGGUUAUAUUCAGGACACAACAGACAACUUUGAUUGGAUUCGUCAAAGCAGUCUAACCCAUGAUCCGAAGCGCACUGCCAACACAGGCCCCACUAUGGAUUUCAGUGGGACACCCGAAGGGUACUACAUGUUCAUUGAAGCCUCUGCACCCCGAGUGAAGGAUGACAAAGCUAGAUUAAUCAGCCCUAUGUACAACAUGACUGCCAGAUUCUGUGUCUCCUUCUAUUAUCACAUGUAUGGGAAGCACAUUGGUAAGAUCUUAAAUCUCCUGGUUCAUGUGAGGAAUAAGCAACCCACUCAAGCCUUGUCACUCAAAGGAGACAAAGGAAAUAUGUGGCAGCAAGUACAUGUACCCAUCAAUCCUGCAGGACCUUUCCAGAUCAUCUUUGAAGGUGUCCGUGGGACAGGUUCUGAGGGAGAUAUUGCUAUUGAUGAUGUUACUCUGAAAAAAGGUGAUUGUCCAAGAAAGCCAAUUGUCCCAAAUAAAGCAGUUGCCCUUCCAGGAAAUUCUGCUGUCACCCAACACACAUCUUUUCUCUGCUGGCCGCUACUUUCUUUCUUUUACGUGCUGCUCAGAUGA
This is a messenger RNA of Thamnophis elegans (Western terrestrial garter snake), 2832 nucleotides long. It is a transcript of the gene MDGA1, whose product is annotated as MAM domain containing glycosylphosphatidylinositol anchor 1. Gene Ontology annotation, biological process: homophilic cell-cell adhesion. NCBI's taxonomy places the organism in Eukaryota, Metazoa, Chordata, Lepidosauria, Squamata, Natricidae. The record is from RefSeq and is a predicted model, not a curated record. Gene Ontology annotation, molecular function: protein binding. Gene Ontology annotation, cellular component: plasma membrane.